Molecule: messenger RNA, 3379 nt
Organism: Orussus abietinus
Lineage: Eukaryota; Metazoa; Arthropoda; Insecta; Hymenoptera; Orussidae
Exons: 2
Coding region: 1201-1881 (226 amino acids)
Source: RefSeq, a predicted model, not a curated record
ACGAGGUGAAGGUACAAGGAAAUCAGAACGAAAAAGGGAUACGAAGAAGGAAAUGUGUAAAUCGUACAAGGGGACGGCUCCAUCCCAAGUUUGGAUCUCCCGGAGGCCCCUCAAACCUGCCGGUUGCUGCUGAUAACACGGCGACACGUACUGAUUAUUUUAGCGAACUGAGAUUCGAUCGUGUACCUUGAUAACGGAGAGAAAGAAAAACCACCUAGGCUUACGUGUUAGGUACUAGAACGUACGUUGUAUAAAUAUGUAAUCGUAUAAGAGACGUGGAAGCGCGCGCGAGGUCCGGGCGCAGAGGGCCCUCGCCCGUGCGAGUGCGAGAGAGACGAAGCGAUAGCGCCGUUCGCGGGAGAGAGAGAGACGAGGCGAGCGAAAGUGCAGAACAAGAGGGAGGGCUUCCCGACGAAGGGGCGCGACUCUUGCUGGAAUUAAACGCUCGAUCGUAUCGGCCCAAGAUGCCGAAGAAGAGCUCGAAGGAAGCUUUAAAAAGGCUCUGAAAAAAAAAAGGAAAAACAUUAUCGCAAAACCUUAACCGGAAGCGACGGAAUCUCGCCCCUUCGCGGCGUCCGCGAAUUCUUCUCGCGUGCUAGUCUCUCGAGGUGGAGAGGAAAUUUAAUUUCUGGCAUUUCUUUCCCCUGGUUUGAUAAGGAUAAAGAAAAUCCUCGGAGAGACCUGCACGCGCGUACUCGCCUCUUUUCCUAAGAGGGGAAUAUCUUUAUCUCUUUAUCCGUAUACAUCGCGAGAUGUUAAGGUUCCUUUUAAGGUGUACCUUCGCUACGUACGGGAGGGUUUUUAAUUUCAAUUAGGUUUUUAAGCCAGGCGUCGUUUGCCCGAUGCGAGAAUUUCGGAUGAUUGUCACGUGGAUUUUAUUAAUUAAUCUCGGAGCCAACCCUAGGGGGAAUUUGUGUAAGAUGUAUCGUUACCUGGAGGAUCAUUUGCCAAAUUUUCUUCCGGAAAAGUUGUUUAGAGACUCUUGUCAGGAUGGGGGGGCACACGGCGCAUGCGCGAGUAGAUGUUAAUUUUUCGAAGGACGCGAUCUCUGUGAUUUCUAUGCAAGCUUUUUAUCGCGGAAACACGCGUCGAUCGUAGCUUUAAGGGGCUCUUCGACUGAGGCCAUCCUGUACAAAUGCGAGCACCAGAGAGUCUAUUUUGUAAAUCGAGCGACCUCGGGGAGAGGACGAGGAUACCCCGAUGAGAGGCCUCGUGGAGGAGAGGAGAGAGUCAAGGAUGCAUCCUGGCUUCCACCGAGGAGGAACGAUUCCUGGGGCCUCGGCGAAGCAUCCGGCUGUUUUCCUCGAGAAAAUCGAUUCUUCCUGGGAUUCAUUCGCCCCUUUUUUCUUUGGGACGAGGACUCUCCUCGUCGGGCUCCGAAGACGACGAAGGAAACAACCGAGACCACCUGGCUCCUGGAGGAUCGCCUGCGACGAGGAACCAGCCGGGACAUUUUGCAAGACGGUGGCAAGGAACGUCUUCUUCGAGUGCCAUCGUUGGAAUUCACUAUCAUUGGCACGAGGCUCCAGGGCGAAUUUUCUGAACGACUCGUAUAAGAGGAAGAUACAAACGUCCUUUGACUUCAGCCUCCAGGAUGCCACGAUACCCUUGGAAGAAGAAAAGCCUCCUGACGAUUUUCUUCGUCUUCCGCGAGGUCAAGGAUGUCUUUGGACAUUUCUCCAAGUCGAGGUUGCAGCAAUUGGUCAUUUGGAAUCUAGUAGAGAAAAAGGAGGGUCCUGGAGGAUAUUCGGGAUAAGCUGCGAGGAGGUACGAGUCCAGGUGCAAGACGGUGGCAAGGAACGUCUUCUUCGAGUGCCAUCGUUUAAAUCCACGAUCAUUGGCACGAGGCUCCAGGGCGAAUUUUCUGAACGACUCGUAUAAGAGGAAGAUACAAACGUCCUUUGACUUCAGCCUCCAGGAUGCCAAGAUGCCCUUGGAAGAAGAAAAACCUCCUGACGAUUUUCUUCGUCUUCCGCGAGGUCAAGGAUGUCUUCGGACAUCUCUCCACGUCGAGGUUGAAGUCGCGUUGCAGCAAUUGGUCAUUUGGAGUCUAGUAGAGAAAAAGGAGGGUCCUGGAGGAUAUUCGGGAUAAGCUACGAGGAGACACGAGUCCAGGUUCGAUAAUCCUUUUCGGGGAUAAGUCCGAGUCACCUCCGUUGUACGUAUUUUCGACAUUACCUCGUCUUCAUGUACACUGGAGGACAUGAAUGCCUCCCCUGGAGAUACGGCAUCGCCUGUGCAGAAUGGGAGGGCAUUGAUGUCUCCCAGUGUACACGCAAAUGUAUAUGGGGAACACAUCCUCGUUAUAUAUUCCCUGAAGAUGCAAAGGACCCGCUCGAGGAUGCGAGAGGAAGAUGGAGACGAAGAAAGCCUUGAAAGAGAGAAAUUAAUUGCAAAGAUGAAGGUUGGAAUUCGCGCGGAGCUGCAACAUAUAUAAAAAAGCACUCCGCCACCUCGAAGGAGAGAAAUAAAAUAAUGGCCGCGUCGUAUUCUAGGGUAUGCCGAGGUGUAAAUCGAGAGGAGAGAGAAAUGGAGGUCGGAGGAGAAGAGUACGAAGCAGAAGAGGCGACGAGGGAGAGGAGGUUUGUAAGAAAACUGCGGAGAAAAUGCCUUUUUUGAGGAAAGAGCAACCAAAAAAAAACGAAGAAAAAACAUUAAGUCUAAGCGAGAAAGCGCGAGUGCCGGGUGGAGUCGGGGAAGGACGAAGAGGACGAAGAGGAGCGUCGUGGCCGAAGAGCUCGACGAACUGAUUUUGUUUAGGAGACCUGGCCAACGAUCUCGAGGAAAUUGACGGAAAGUUCGAUGCCGUUGGAGAUUGGGAAUUAUCAAGGAAAAUUCCGCGACACGAUGGAGGAGAGAAAAAACCCACUUUUGUACCGUGCCCGGUCACAGGACUCGAUGAUUUUCCCUCGGGUCCAGGGUCAAACUGUUCCAGGUCCAGGAAGUACUGGAGGACGACGAAAGGUGGGAAGAACGAGGAACGAAAAUCGAGGAGCCCGCAAAGCGUCGGGGUGUAAAAGGGAAGACUUCCAGGGAGUCGGAGACGUGGCAUAUUUUUCGAGCCAUCGCCAGGAACUAACGAGAUGAACCAGGAGUCGCCACGUCGAGUUGUCAGCCAUCCAUUGGGGGGAAGCUUCCAGAUCUUCCCCUGGUAUAUCGUCGUGGACAUCGUGGAUGUCCUGGACAUCCCGGAUUAUAAUUUCCUGUCAUUAUUCCUUCUUUUUCAAUAUUCCCAAUGUCAUUUUUAAUCCUACAGAAGAAGCUGUGCCUAGGCGCGGAGAUUCUUUCCUUUUGGUCCUGUUUAACCUACCACAAUGUUCCCGUCCAUGUCUUUUCUAUAUCACAUACUUUUCCUUCCAUUAGGGCCCUUUUCAGGGCC